AUGUCGCACGCGGUCCGCCACGUCGCGCGGAGGAUCGCGCGCGCCGUCGCGACGUCGACCCCUCGGACACGAACCCCCGUCGCCGAGCAUUGCGCCCGUCCCCGCGCCUUCUCCCGCGGCGCCGAUGGGUCGCCCGGGAGCCCCGGGGCGCCCCUCGGGGUCGCCCCGCCCGGUGCGCCGUCGCCGCCGCCCGGUCCCAAUUCCGGCGGCGAGCAGCGCAAGGGAUUCGUAUCGUGGCCCGGGCUCGCGUUCCUGAUCGCCGCGCCCGUCGCUUAUUACCUCAGCGGCGGACCGGACGAUGUCGGUGACGAGGCUCACCGCCCCGUCCAAGCCUCGGCGACGAAGGCAUCCCAACCCGCGCGGAAACCGCCCACGGCGGACGCGCCGAAGCCCGAGCGAACGAAGGCGACGACGCCGAAGGAGGAGACCCGCGCGGAGGCGACGGAAGAGGAGGAUGACGUCGACGUGUUCCGCGCCGCCGCCGAGCUCUUGGCGCGGGACCUCGACCCUUCACCCGAGGGCGCCGAGAAGAGGGUGGAGGAAUCCAAGGCUGAGAGGAAAGAGCGAAGGCGCGCGGAGAAGCGCGCGAAGAGGGAGGCUGAUCGGGGCGACGAGUCGGGGGCCUCGGGACCCGCGGGCGCGGCUCGUGCCCGCGCGCUCGCGAAUCAACCGGACCUGUCGGAGGAGGAUAAGAAGGAGGAGGACGGCGCGGAGGCGAUGACGGCCGCCGCGCUCGUGACCCGCGCGUUCGAAGGCGCGGUCGAGGAGAACAAGGAGUGGUCCGCGACGUACAAGGCUAUGGUGUACCAGGCUGAGCACGACGCCGAGGCUUUUAAAACCGCGUUGGCCAAGGUUAAAUCAGAGGCGGAUUCGGAGCUGCGCCGACGCACCGCGGAGCUCGCCGCGUCGCACGCCGCCGCCGCCGAAGCCGCCGCUGCCCAGAUCGAAUCCCUCGCGAACGAGAUGGAGCGAUCGGAGAUGAGAGUCGCGGCGCUCGCGACGGAGCUCGAGCGGUUCGGCAUCGAACGCGAAGCGGCGGAGAGGGAGGCGGAGGCGGAACACCGAGCCGAGCUCGCGAGUCGGCUCGAGGAGCAGGCCGAGGCGCACGCGCUCGCCAUCGCGGAGUGUCUGGUCCGCGAGCGCGUCGCUCGAGCCGAGGCGCUCGACGAGAUCCGGCUGAAGCUGAACGGCGUCAAGGAGGCGUACGACGUCAACGGUAAAUCGCUCCAAAAAUCGCACGCGAGCGUCAAGAUGUCCCUCGCCGUGUUUGCGCUGCAAUCGAAAGUUGCCAACGGCGAUCCCUUCCACGAGGAGUUGAGCGCCGUCGCCACCGUGGCGUCUGACGCGACGGCCGUGGACGAUCCUGCCGGGCGCGCGCUCGUGCACGCGGUCGUGGGAUCGAUUCCCGAGGCUGUCGCCAAGUCGGGGGUACCCACCGCGGGGCGACUUACCGAACGGCUCGCCGACGUCCGCCGAGCCGCGAGGCGUCUCUCGCUCGUGCCCGAGACGGGCGGCGGGAUCGUCGCGCACCUCGUGGCGUACCUCGCGUCGUGGCUGAGGAUGAGCGAGCCAACGUCCGGGUGGGGCGGCGGCGGCGGGAGCACAGCUGGCGGGGGCGUCGAGGCUGCGGUGGCGACGGCUCGGGCGAACGUCGCGGCGGGACGCCUCCACGUCGCCGCCGCGGCGCUGGAGGAGGGGACGGAAGGGACGGCCGCGGCGCGGGCCGUGGCGGGGUGGGUGGCGGACGCGCGGGAGAGGCAGAGGUUGGAGAUGGCGGUGUCGGUGCUGCGCAGUCACGCCGCGGCGGCGGCGGCGAGCCUCGCGUAGCGACGUUUGGUUAGUUAGUUUGCGUUUGAGCAUUUUUUGUGCAGUCGAGGCGAGUGAAUUCG
Messenger RNA from Micromonas commoda, 1889 nucleotides. RefSeq lists its product with no specific name. The transcript is spliced from 2 exons. Bases 1 to 1827 code for a protein of 608 amino acids. Gene Ontology annotation, biological process: cristae formation. Gene Ontology annotation, cellular component: MICOS complex. The record is from RefSeq and is a predicted model, not a curated record. NCBI's taxonomy places the organism in Eukaryota, Viridiplantae, Chlorophyta, Mamiellophyceae, Mamiellales, Mamiellaceae.